AAAUGCGUAACACCCACUCUCUCCUCAUCAUCUUCAUCUUCAUUCUAACAGUGGCCCAAUAUUUGAUUAGCUCCUCUGCAGAUGUCUCCAUCCAUCACUGCCGGCGACUAUUGAUCCACACUCAACAAAGGCAAAGCCCAGUGGCUCAUGGAGAUUGGGGGUUAGGUUCUGGUUUUGAUGACCGCAGGAAAAUCUUGAUGGACGAAAUACGGAAGAGCAUGGAACUCUUAUCGGAGGAAAAUCCAGCGAUUCUGGCGCCAGAUUCUGGACGGAAUGCCCACAGGUACCUCUUAUCGGAGCAAAGUCCAGCGAUUCCGGCCCCAGAUUCUGGAUGGAAUGCCCACAGGUACCUCUUAUCGGAGCAAAGUCCAGCGAUUCCGGCCCCAGAUUCUGGACGGAAUGCCCACAGGUACCUCUUAUCGGAGCAAAGUCCAGCGACUCCGGCGCCAGAUUCUGGACGGAAUGACCACAGCCGACUCUUAAUGGAGGAACCACGAAAGCAAAGCCCAACGGCUCAUGGAGAUCGCCGGCGUCGGAGAUUACUAGAUUCUCACCAAAGCCGACUCUUAAUGGACGAACCACGAAAGCAAAGCCCAGCAGCUCAUGGAGAUCGUCGGCGGCUUCUUCUCGCUUCCGAUUUUGAUUACCGCCCGGUUCGGGUUCGAGGCACCCGGUUCAAGCUAGAAUGAAGGUGGGCACAGGUCGGGUUCGAGUUCGACCGGUUAACCGUCGAAUCUAAGGCAAGGCAAGGAUCAUUUUCAUUAGGGGUAGGCACAAAUCAGGGUCAAGUUCAACCGGUUAUCCGUCGAAUCUUAAGGGUGAGUGCAAGUGGUUCGAGUUCACCCAUUAACGGUCGAAUCCGACCGGAAUCGGGUUAACCGGGUCAAAACCUUGAAUUUCCUACCCCUAAUUUUCAUUAUACUUUUCAUAACGCUGCUGCUAUACAAUCACAGAUCAGAUCAUAUUUGUAUUACUUUUUUUUUUUUGUGAAAACUAUUUGUAUUACUAUAUUUAUCUACUUCUGUUUGUUGAAUUUAUGGAGUACGUGUUAUAUAUCUCA
This is a messenger RNA of Ipomoea nil (Japanese morning glory), 1060 nucleotides long. RefSeq lists its product as uncharacterized. The transcript has 2 exons. The coding region runs from base 3 to 689 and encodes 228 amino acids. The record is from RefSeq and is a predicted model, not a curated record. NCBI's taxonomy places the organism in Eukaryota, Viridiplantae, Streptophyta, Magnoliopsida, Solanales, Convolvulaceae.